Messenger RNA from Malaya genurostris, 7349 nucleotides. RefSeq lists its product as uncharacterized. Lineage: Eukaryota; Metazoa; Arthropoda; Insecta; Diptera; Culicidae. Bases 1336 to 2571 code for a protein of 411 amino acids. The record is from RefSeq and is a predicted model, not a curated record. The transcript is spliced from 7 exons.
AAUCAUUUGGCGGAGCAUUAAAAGGCGAGCCACAGAGCAGUGGCAUCGUUAGUUAUCCGACGUUUCUGGACCCGUUAGGAUCGGCUCGAAUGAUUUUCUCUUGGCGCUUCCUAAACUGAAGGCCUAUGUUGUCUGUUAGCCUUUGGUGGUUCGACCUUUGCAUUGCCCCCUUCGUUACGAGUGAGGUUUGAAAAUUCGUGGGUGGUGUUUUGGUUUUUGCUUGUCGAACGUGGUGCGUGUGGUGUUAUUUUCUGAUACCAAGCGAAAGGAAUCAUAAAUCCGGUUUUAUCACCCUGACGGAGCGUGUUCGCGGCGUUUGAGUGAAGAAGUUUUUGGCAGCUCUUUGGGCACCCGCCCUUUGAAGUGGAUGUAUCUUACGGUAGAAGGGUAUCGGGAUCAUAAGGAUGUUUUGCAUAUCGUAUAAAUUUCGUGUUUUUGUUGACAGCUUGGUUUACCAGCAGCGGUUCGCCCCAUUGUGCUGUUCUAUCUCAAUAACAGUUAUCAUUUGCAAUGUGUUGUGAGUAGCAUAAAUAGUGAAAUAAUUUGAGCCAAUUGAAAUCGGUGACACAUGGUCAUCACGUGAAUCCAUCGUACGUGCUUACUAUUAUAUUGUGAAGGAACAAGCUGAUGAGAAAGGUUUAAAUGCGUGGACCCGCCGUUCAAAGCAGAUGAAGGUUAAAAAUUUCAACGUAUUUUUAAUUUCAGAGGAGUAAAACCAGCAGCCUGUGUAUUGAUUUAGAAACAUUUUGAUACGGAAGUACUGGCACACCGUAUGGUAUCUAGAACAGUCAGUAUUCCGAAAACUUAUCAUAACAUCCGAACAAUAGCCAACACGUAAAUUCCGUGCUAAAGUGAGAUUCCAGAAAAUAUAUACGGAACGUAGUGAAAAUAAAGAAAAAUUGAAGACAACCCGAUAUACCAUCUUUGGGAGAAGUCAAUAGGAGCCCAACUGCUGGGUGGAAAGAGAUGUGGCUGGAUCUGGUACCAAUCGAGUGAAAAGUAGAAUUGGUAAGAGUAUUUUCGAUCUACGUAUAGCGAUGGCAAGUGGCUCUUGAGUGUACGACAAAAAGAACCAUUGUAAGACUUGCAUUACUCGCGUAUAGUUUCAUAGUGCUACAAUUUGCGGAACGGAGAGGAGCUCGGCAGUCAAUGGAUGUUUGUCAUCUCUGCUCACUUCUACUAUUACUAUAGAGUGUAAACCGCCUGGAUCAGGUGCUGCUACCGCGCCGUGAAAACAGCAGCCGCUUUAGUGUAUCUCUCUUUUUGUGAAAGUGUUUCCGGAUAAAAAUCGUCAAAACGUGGGGUGAAAUCAAGAAAGGUCUCCAAUCGUUGUGGAUGACUAGACUUUGCAGUCCUUGGGAUUACAGUCAGAGUGACGAGUAUCCUGCUGACGAUUUUGCACAGUUCCUACAUCCGUCGUCCAUAGACAAUAAAGAAAUGGACGAGAUGUUGGUGCAGUGCAACAAGAACAGCGUUUACGUACUAAACUCCAGCUACCGAUACCGGGAUUUCGACAUGAUAGAAUUAUUCGGCUCGCCGGCUGGUCGAGCAUUAACAGUGAAUAAUAAAACAGCAGCCGAAAUGCACUCAUGUAGUAAAACGAGCAGCAGCAUCAACAACUCUAUCAGCAGUUGUACUAAUUCCACGAGCCACCACCCACUCAGCCAACAGCCUCUGUAUCAUCCAUUUCAAAACUGUGGCUUCAGUGGAACAUGUAGCACCAUCAGCACAGGCCUGAGCCACGAAACUCAUAGCAACGGUGAUCUGAUACGGUAUCGAACAUCAACCCACCCUCAGCAGCAAAACCCUUCACAUCCAACUACCAACUACAGCACCAGUAAUCGAACUAAUUCGAAGAUUGCCAAAAUAUGGAAGCUUUUUGACGAGGACCGAAUACGCAAAGAGAAAUCAAACAACGCUGGAAGCUCAACUAACGGCAAAAUUAGUGGGAGUGAUAUCUUCAGUCGAUGUCAUAGGCAGAAACAUAGCUCAGCACAAAUGGAAGCAAAGACCACAAAGGAUCUGUACAAUGAAGCGGCCCAGCUACUAGGGAUCAAAUGCACUCUCAGUGAUAGCUGUCGAUGCAUUGACUGCCAGAGCCAGUAUUUUGACUGCGAUGACUUUGAUUCUUAUUCCGAAUACUCGGAUAAAUCCUGCGACUUGGAAGACACUUCGAUCAUCAACCAGUCGUACUUCACUGUCGAACCCAACCAAUGUCACCUUGACAAUUUGACUGCGACUUGUCAUUCACGCAACGAAGUUGUAAAUACGAACCAAAGGCCAGUUAGCAGUACUGGAAUUGGUCUUAACUUUACAAAUCCAAAUUCACAUCUUGAAGAAGCGGAAACGAACCCGGAGAAAGAUAUAAAUCAAGAUGACAAUGGAAACAAUGGUUAUUGCCAAUAUUCAAUACCCAAUGAACCUCUCGAACUUGGUCCUCCGGAUGAAGACAACAGAUUCUCAGUAAGCAGCAAAAAAAUGACAUGGAAUGACGAGAAUAGAAACGAACUGGAGCAGCGAACAGAAGCAGAAGUGGGAAAAUUAGAAGAAAAUGGCAAUUGGGCAGUGUGAGGCGGACAAGCGACCACCAAAAUAUUCGUUCCCAUCCAUAAUACUCCCACAAAAGAUGGCAUUCUGGCAAGAAAUAAAAGCAGCUGCGAUGGUGCUUUCUUUCACGCUGGAGGAACCAACAAAAUUAACGAAGACUGCUAACAUCAUUUUAUUUGUCUUGCUGCUUUUGGCUCGUCUAUUACGCAAAAACGAUCGAAUCCGAAAAGAUCGCAGCUCAACACAAACGAAUAGAUAGAAGAUAACCAUUUCCUUUCGAUAAACUUCCUUUCACCUCCCCAGCAUCGAAAUCGUGCUGCUAAAUUCCCGGGUGUAGAAAGCACGUGACUAGCGCCAAAGUCACGUUCUACGAUCUGAUCCAUUAGUUUUAAGUGGAUUACUUCGCCUACGCUACGAACAUUGGUCUCGGUAUGAAUGCGAACCACGCGUCGUGUGGGUCAACAUUGUGUUUUUUUCCUUUCAAGGAAUACGAGGAUCCUGCUAGCCGAAAGUAAAGCAAAUCUAUCCAACAGAUGGAUAGACGAUUCAAUUCUGCUACAGCUAACAUGGGAAUCCAUUGAAACGCAACGCUAGUCGGCUUGAAGGUCACUGCCUUCUAUUCAUAGCUGGUCUUGCGAAUUCGAUAAUUCCCACGCAUUCCUGAUUGUAUGUAUUAAAUAGGAAAACGAUGGAGCGUGCUCUUCGGGAGUGAUUUUUUUUUGUUCUGUUAAAUUAGAAGUACGACAAAGCAAAACCUACAUUAAUUUAUUCAUAUUGUUAUCAAUAAUAACUUGAUCGGAUCGGAUAUAGUAAAAAAAGUAGGAUGAGGAAUUUAUUGCAUCACCGAUGAAAAUAUAACGAAAAUUAUUAUUAGCGCAUUGGAUUUAAGCUAGGUCGAAUAUUUUGCUAGAAUGAAAAUUAAUCAAAAGGGAACAAUUGAAGAUUUUCUUGAAUUAAAAAAAAAAGGACUAAAGAGAUGAAUGGAGCUUACGAUAACAUAAAAAUAUUAUAGCUGCUAAUAAUUUUCAGUCCGAAACGCGUUUGACCAAUAUGCGUCCCAAAACUUACGAAAAGUGAAACAUUCUAAUGGUUGGUAGGAGCGAAAUCGAUACUUUCGAACACCUGUCUUGAACGUUACUCAAUCAACUCGCUCAACAGAAACAGACAGACAAAUUACACUCUUCCAUUGCACAGGUGUCAUAGUAACAGCUUAUUUCCUUCCACUUUCACUUCCUCAUUAUGUCUUCGUUCAGGACACCAGUUGGCGUAUCUAAUUUUCGAGUUUAGGAAUCUUAAACUGGACUUUGUGAGUUGAUACACUUGCUGCGAGAAACUGCUUCUGCUGAGGUAAUUGGAAUGGAUGGUAUAACAUUAGUGUGUAACUGAAAACUGGAGAGGGUGUUAUUAUAGAAUAUAAUGUUUCAUUUUCAUCUUGGUCCUGUUUAUUAAGAUAUCGCAGUGUUGCUAUCAGAAAGAAGAGAAAUAAAUUUACCUGGUUCUUUUUAUUCACGGCAUGUAAUCAUGAUUCAAUGUUCGUUUUAAAUUCCUAGAGAAAUGAAAUACAUGGAAAUAAGCAUUGUCAAGACAAUAUCCGAUUGUACACUCUAUGAUAAUUUGAAUGGAAAUGAAUUUCUCGGCAGUCAUUUCACCGAAAGUCGUUCCGCCGAAAGCCAUUUCCCCGAAAGCCAUUUCACCGAAAGCUGUUCCCACAAAUGAACCAUUAUACCUAAAGAGUCUUUUAGAAGAAAAUAAUUACUUAACUGAAAAUUCAAUUGCCUAAUAUUUGAAUAUGAUAAAACGAAAGUAAAUGCAAUGUAAUAUUGUUAAACAUUUAGCUUGAGUGGCACCUUUCGUAAAAUGAUUGUUUCCAUUUAAAGGAUCAUAAGUAAACCUGGAAAAUUCAAUCAAGAGAGUACAUGAGGAAGUAAUUUAAUCAGAUCAACAACACUGGCGUUAAUACCAACAUUUUUCAUAUUUCUUCUUUUGAAAUUAUUUGCAAUACAAUACAACAGCAAUUGUAUGGUUCAACGGAUAACCCUUUCUUCGAAAUUGCAUUCGGUGGAAAAGCAUUCGGUUGAAUGAGAUUUUCGGUGAAAUGGCUUCGACGAAGUUAUCGUGGCCUAAUUUUAUUUUGUAAUUAUAUUUGAGAAUUAGGGGUUUCUUGAGAUCGGCUAUAUCUCUGUUCGAUAGAUUGACUCUACUAAUGAAAUGAUACCGUAAAAUAACUAUCGAAAUAUAAAACCAAUUCCUGGGAAGAUAAUUUCACACAUUUUUCAUCAAUAUUCGACAAAAAAAUUAGACUGGAAAUAGACUAAAGAACGUAAUAGCUGAAAUGAAAACUUGCGAAUAUAUUACCAUAGAGACAGGGCUCGAACCCGCAGCUUCCUCCUAUGCGGAAAAUUGCGAUUUUUUACCAAAACAAAAAUACUCAAUUAGAAGUUAAUUUAACUCGCGGAAUGAUUCUCCGUCUCCAACGAUUGUCAGCUUAUUACUGUUCGUUCGUUUCCAUCAAUCCACCAGACUUUAAUACCGUUCCGUUGCGAAAUAAAUACUGUCCCAGAAAGUAUGGACGCAUUUCGCUAUAAAUAAUUCCCAAGUGUUAGAUAUUCAAAUUUUAUUCGAUAUACUGAUAAUAUUAGACUACAACAACAGAAUAUUAUUCUCAACAUUUGCUACUUAGCCAUUGUAGACUAGCUGGCGCACCUUUUUGCGAAUGUUCCUCAUUAAAUUCCGUACAGACUUCUUGGCGACAGGUUUUGACACUAUUUUCCAAUCUUUUUGAAACUGUUGAAUGGUUCCGGCUGCCGAGACAUGUUUCCUAAGAUGUGCCUUCAUUGAUGCCCAAAAUUCCUCAAUUGGUCGAAGUUGUGGGCAAUUUGGUGGAUUCAUGUCUUUUGGGACGAAAGUCACAUUUUCGGUAGUAUACCAUUCUACCGUUGAUUUCGAGUAGUGGCAAGAAGCAAGAUCUAACCAGAAGACAACAGGAUCCUUGUGGCUUCGAAUCAUGGGUAGUACUCGUUUUUGUAAACAUUCCUUGAUGUAUAUUUCUCUGUUGAUUGAAGAAGUGGUGAUGAAAGGUUCCGUAAUCUUACCGCACCUACAAUUUGCUUGCCAGACCAGACUUGCCCUUCUCGCAUCGUAUAAUAUUGUGGUUCCGGCAACGAUAUGUAAUCGAGUUUCACGUAGGUUUCGUCGUCCAUGAUUAUGCAGUUCAAAUUUCCAGCGAGAAUCGUAUUGUACAGCUUUCGAACCCUCGGCCUGAUCGAUGCUUCUUGUUUCGGACUACGUUUUGGUUGUUUCUGCUUCUUAUAAAUUCGAAGAUUCUUUAGCACGAAGAACAUUUGACUUCGAAGUGCCCACUUUUUAUGCCACAUCCCGAACUGAAACCUCGGUAUUUUGCUCGAACGCCUUCAGUAUACGUUUAUCCAACUGAGGAUUAGCAGGAUCUUUUUUCGACCCGUUUUCGGUUUAUCUGUUUAUCCUCGAACAGCUUUUUCACUUACUCCUUCCAUUUUUGCUAUCUUUCUCAGUGACAGUCCGCGUUCUGUGCACCAUUUGUACACAAUUUUUCGACGUUGUUCUGCUGAAAGUCCACGCAUUUCGAAACAAACUAAUGAAAACGAAUAAACAACUGCACAAGUGGUUAGAGAAGAGUGUAAACAACAGGACGCAGCCAUAAAAAUUGACAGAUUCUGAACCAUUGCGAAAUGGCAGCGGUUUUUGGUUACGUCCAUACUUUCUGGGGCACUCUUUAAAUAAAAUAUAGUUGAUUUCAUUCCAACCACUAAUUAACAACCAAAUACAUAUAUGGACUGUCAUCCACACGGUUAAACUAUUUCGAAUGUUGUAUGAAGGAACUCACUUCACGAAUAAGGAAGUAGUUCACGAACAAGGAAGAAAAAAAAAACAAUAUAGAGCCAAGAAACAAAGUAAAAGGAGGUUUAUUUAAAAGUUUUUUAGUUAGGCAAAAAACUCAUUUCAAUCCUUGUUGUUCCAUUACGCCCUGAAACUUUAUCAGCAAAUUUAAUUUAUUUUGAUAAAGUUUCCUCCAUCAUCCUUACUGCAAGAAAGAAAAGAGAUAACAAAGAAAUGAAAAAUAAAUCUUAGUUCUACGCAAAUAGACAACUUCAACUGCAUACAAACUUCCGAUAACUUGCAAACGACAGAAUUGGCCACAUAGCUGUGCAUUCUCGGACAAAGUUCAUAGGUUUGUUAAUGAGAAAAAAUUUGUUCAUGGAAGUUAAAACCAAAAGCAUGCGAUAAAAUUGCUCAGAAAAUAUGUUGCAUUUUUUUUCCUUUUUUCAUUCUACAAAGAAACAAUAACCCCUCUCAGAGGAAUUGCCAUCAGAAAAACUCAAAUAAUUGCCACUAUGUACAACAGUUCGCCCUACUAUGCAGUGAAAUGAAAGUAAUAAUGUAGUCGAAUAUAAAAAUAUUAUUCAUGUUAUAUACCAUGUUCUACAAAGAAAUAUCUAUAAUGGGAGCUUUACUCCCUGCGAAAAUAUGUUUGUUUGAUAAUGAGAAAGCGAUGAAAAUAUUUUCUAUGAGCUCUAAAACUCUGUUGACGAUUGACUAGGAUAAACGAAAAAUGAUCCAAAAUGCCAAAUACAUAAUAUAUUAUAACAAGAAAACACUUUGUGCCCUCGUAUUCCCAAAUAAACAAGAUAAUAUCGUAAAUUUAAUGUACCGACCUGUGAGCAAAUUACCAAAAUCCUAUUAUUGCAAACUUGACAUAAGUUUCAAAUCUUAAUGUUAGGAAGGAAAAGUUAGUUACCAUUAUGGCCAAUAAAAUGUUAAGAUGA